GGCGGACGUGUGUGUGAGAGUGUGUGUGUUUGUGUGUGGGUGCUCGUGUCGCGCACCCAGCUAGCUAGCUUCCCCGCAGCCCUCCGCCUCCCACCUGCCCGCCCCCACACACCCACACGGGGACUAACUGUGAUCUGAGUGGCUCUUACAGAAGAUGCUGUUAUUCCUCAUAUAGCCAUGAGAACUAGUGAUCAAAACUAGGGAGGGAGUAGCAAGCUUUUACCUUGCAGCUCCAAGUGAAUCUCUUACACACAACUUUUCCCGCCCUAGAAGUGGCCGCCACUACAACGGAAAACAAAAGCGCGCACUGAUUAAUUGAAGACAAUCUCCGUGGGCGGCGCGCAGUGGCUGCGAGACGUAUUACUUCGAUGAUAGAUAUUACGGAGGAAACUUGAUACGAUAUCCUCCCACGUCCAUCACGCAAACACCCAACUCUCUUGCUUUCUCCCCCCUUCCCCGAAAAGGCAGAGGGAGGCCGCUCUUGCAAGAAAACAACAUUCUUGCCGUCUGGUGAUGUCACCAAGGGAAGAAGUCCGCAUCCGGACGAGCUGCAAUUGAUGAUCUGAGGUGACUUGAUUAAUCACUACAGAUGAAAACUGGAAACCAGGUCGUCUGACGAAUGGAAAAUCGUUUUGCACGGCGGUGGCUGACUUGUAUUAAAGGAUUUUUAUCCCCAUUGCGAGAUUCUGGCGUCAAGUUCUGCAGUGAUAAAGAGGGCUGAGGAUCUGUUGGCCCUGGUGUCUGGCUGUUUCACUUCCGUCACUCAUGCUGAAAUCUAUAUAUUUUUUAAUCGUUGGUCAUGCUAUUAUGAUACGUUACUUGAUCAAAAGUAAGCAGCAAUACAUAUCAUUCCGCAAUUGACAAAUUUGUACCAGUGAUCAGAAAAUUCUUCAGAGUUGGGAUUAAUCUCGUUAUGGGCAGUAGUGGUGGUGGAGUUAUCGAGGACGGUGGACGCUACUGAUGGAGGUUAGGGACCCAAGCCUCCCUGGAAGCGUCCUCCUUGAGGGCCCCUCUUCUGCAUGAGACAAGGGUGUGGCGAUGUGUGAUGAAGAGGUUGGGACGUGUGGUGGCGGCGGCGGUAUCAGUGGUGGUGGCGACGGGAGCAGUGGUUGUGGCGGCGGCGGCUGCAGCAGCGGCAGUGGUGAUGGUUGGUGUGGCGGCAGGUGCGGCCGCACACAGCUCCUGUCCCCCCAGCGAAUACACCUGUGAGAAUCUACGCUGUAUUCCCAAGGACCGCAUCUGUAACGGGCGUGACGACUGCGGGGACAGUUCUGACGAGAAGCCCAACUGUACCCCGUGUAACGUGACGUACAACGGAGAGGUGGGUCGCAGUUACGAGAUCGACCUUCAUGAAUCGAACUCCCUGCAGCCUCCCUUCACCUGUUACAUGACCUUCGUGGCGGCGGGAGACAUCUUCGGUGACUUGGUGCAGCUUGUCUUCCGCGACUUGGUACUGGGGUCCUUUAAGUCACACCACGUGUGCGGGUGUCCCCAAGGCCACUUGUCCGUUAACGAGCCUCACCGACCCCACAUCGGCGGCUUCUGGUGUGGGGGAAGCGGUGACCAUAAUGUUUAUUACAGCGAGACCAGCACCGUCACCGUCACGCUGCAGGUGCCUCAGCCGGAGCACGACACUAUUGGGGAGAAGAAGGUGCGACUUCGACUCAUGUAUAAGUUCUUGCUGGAGGCUGAGUCCAUCGUUAGGUAUGGUCCUUGGAACAGCGCCAAGUACCUUGGCGUGCCGCGCUCGGGAACCGUCUGUGACCGGAUUUUCGACUCUUGCGACCGACGUAAGUGCCGUGUGCAGUCACCCAACUACCCUGGCAUCUACCCUCGUAAUGUAACGUGCCAAUAUGUGAUCAGACAAGCCACGGUGCCCCACGGUCGCCACGCCCUGGUGAGUGUAGGUCAGCCCCAGCGAGGACGCGUGCAUAUUAAGCACACUGAUGCAGCAUGUGAUGGGAACUUACACCUAUGGCUGAAUGGUGAUUGCGACGUCGUAGGCGAUACUCUCAGCGUUUAUGAAAUUCAGGGUGAGAGUCGACGAUUGCUGAUGCGUUUCUGUGGUGGCGGUAAGGUGUCUCGCAUCACAGCUAGCGGGGCAGAACUCUUACUUGUCUUCCAGACUUCCCCUUUCGACAAUAUGUACUUCGAUUCAUCUGAAGGUACUCACCCUGGAUUCGAGCUGGACGUUGGAGUGGCUUUUGUACCUAAAAAUUCUUUCCUCUACGCUGACCAGGAGUGUGAGUUUAUAAUUUCCAGUUUUGAAGCAGCAAGAGGUCAUUUUGAAAACGUAGCUCAUUCACUGCCAAGAGAUAGUAAAUGUUCUUAUAAGUUUCGGGGUCGUCCAGACGAAGUAAUAUGGCUCUAUUUCACCCGCCUUAAGUCCAUCUACACCCAACCCCCGUCGCGCGACGGCCCCCAUUGUCGAACCCGUGUGAUGCUGGUCGAGGGAGCAGAUGCUGAUGGAGAGGUGCUGGAGAACACUUGUGGGCCCUUGGGCAUGCGGGUGUGUCACAGGGAGCAGCUCGGCCCUGGACGGAACAGGACGAGGCCGUGUGGACCUCAGGAGAGCUACUUAACAUCAGUUUCUUUUGCGACACUCACCAUACAUUAUCUACUUCCCUCAACGGUAGCAGACCUCGAGUUCCGUCUGCACUACGAGUUCGUGUACGCAGGACCGCGAGCAGCGGCACUUAACCUUCCUGAGCCCUGCGACCGACACAUUAACAGUGAGCGAAGCAAGAAGGGGCUCCUCGCCUCCCCCGCUAACAACUUGCUGUAUGGCAAGUUCGGGGCAACAAGACUUAAAUGUAAAUAUAGCCUCCAAGGCAAAGCCAACGAGGCAGUUAGGAUUACAUUUAUAUACUUUUAUGCUCACAAUUCGUCGUGUCCGGGACGGGAAUCACCGUUGCAGGCAUGUGGGAGACCCAAUGCUCUGGAAGGCCGUGGUGCUCGUCUUGAGGUUUCAGAAUGGCCCUGGCCAGGUGUAGAGCUCCCUCAGGCCUGUAUCUGUCAUGGCCUCUACCUCCCAGCAACCUUACUCUCUUACUCUGCCUCCCUUACUAUUACCUUUACUGUUGUAGGUAUGGAUGUGUUCGACGAUUUCUCACAUUUUAGCUUCGAACUGGAAUACGAAUUUGUUGAGAUAGAAGCGUGUGAAGAAGAUAGAAUAGUCACAGGUGAAGCUGGUACAUUAAGUCUGGCCCUUCGCCCACCUCCUGGGCCAUGUAGAGGACACCCGUGGCUUCUUCAACCCACUGCAAACCGCUUCUUGCUUGUUUCUGUUCCUGGUAAAGCUAUCAGGGGGGGAUUGCAAGUUGAAGCUCAUGGUCAUCUAGUGUCAUCAGAAGAUUCGGUAACACCUGCGGAAUGCCAGAGCUCUGAACUACACGUGUACCAGCCAGGUAAUCCUAGACCUCUGAGUGCUGUGUGUGUGUCUCCUGGUGCAGCUGAGACAGUCCAUGUUUUCUCUGAGGGUUUUAACGAACCUCUGUCGCUGGAUUAUCUCGGCGAAGCAGCGAGGUCUCUGGUGGUAGUGCUACUGAGUCGUCCCGCCUACCUCUCAGGACAGUCACAACAGCAACAAUAUAAGGCGGUUGAUAUUCGGUGGGUGGAGGCGGCGCCCCGCUGGCUGGCUACAAGAUGUGCCACAGAGUGUCCAGCUGUUCACGCUUGUAUCAGUGCUUCUCUCUUCUGUGAUGGGACAUGGCAUUGCCCAUCUGGUGCUGAUGAAGCUGUGGUAACCUGCCUGAUGGCUCUGUCUCCGUGGCUCUGGCUUACGUUUGGUCUUGCUGUCGGGUGUAUCUCAGUGCUGUCAGGCUGGUGGGGCUGGACGUUGUGGAAAACACGGCAGGCUCGCAACGCAACUAAUGGAUGCAGCGAGGAGGUUCUGACACCGGGCCACCACGAGUCUCCUCCAGAGCCCCCAGAGUAUCCUGACUGUAUCGACGUAGACUUCGAGACGACUGUCUGA
Molecule: messenger RNA, 3976 nt
Organism: Cherax quadricarinatus
Lineage: Eukaryota; Metazoa; Arthropoda; Malacostraca; Decapoda; Parastacidae
Cellular component (GO): plasma membrane
Molecular function (GO): protein binding
Source: RefSeq, a predicted model, not a curated record